Molecule: messenger RNA, 6293 nt
Organism: Labrus mixtus (cuckoo wrasse)
Lineage: Eukaryota; Metazoa; Chordata; Actinopteri; Labriformes; Labridae
Product: nucleoprotein TPR-like
Exons: 6
Coding region: 705-6293 (1862 amino acids)
Source: RefSeq, a predicted model, not a curated record
AUAAGAUCAGCACACUACAGAAAAUUAAAGUUUACAUUUUAAUAUGACAAACAAUGCAAACCAAGGUAAUUAUUUUCAUAAACAGGUACUAUUAGAUCUUGACACAUUUUAGUAAUCCUUCUGCUUGACUGCAUUGAAAACAAAGACAGUUGCUUAUUAAUGUUAACCAACUAUUAAAGGAAAAUGUUAAAUUUACAGUAUUUGCUACCACACAUAUCUGCAAAUAUUUAAAUAAAUCAUCAGUUUACUUUAAAAGCCUCAGGGAAAGUGUUUAUGAAUUUAUAAAACAUUCAUGCCCCAUGCUUGUUCUGAGUGAUUUCUCAAUGAUUUAGUACAUCAAGAGAGCCAAAGGAAACCCUCAACAACAAGCCAAACCUGGACCCCACCCUUAUCUAUUGAGACCAGAAUCACAGAGCCUACGCCUUUUCACCCAAAUAUCAAAUUCUAACCAAUCAUACACGUCACUCAGUGGGUGUUCCUUUUAUCUGACAGCCAAACCUGUUGCUCCACCAAUGUAUAGAGGGAGGAGAUAAGGGAUGUUUUGAAAGGUUAUUACAAGCCUGCUUUUUGACUUGCACAGCAUUUUCAAAUGACUGGCUUAAAUGUGCCUUGUCUCUGAGGAUUUUAAGCCAUCCAACAAGACAAAAGAAAGCUGAGUGCAAAGGCAACAGGAUAACCCAAACGGAGCAAACAUUGGGAAAAACAUGCAAUUUGAAGACAGAAAAACAAAGAUGGGCAUACAUGCCAAAAAUGAGGCUAUUGAAAGCCAAAGACAAUUGACAUAUCAAGUAAUGGAGGAGAUAAAGCACAUUUUGGACGAGAAAGAAAGAGAGACAAAAACAGUUGACUAUCUACGAGCGAAGACAGAGCAGCAACAGAAGGAUAUUGACAGUCUGACAUCUGAAAAAGAUGAGCAAUACUUAUUAAUUAAAAGACUCAGGAUACAGAAUGUACAUAUAAUGGAGAAACUCAAGGUGUGUAGGAUUUAUGACACUGAAGAAAUACUGCAACUUUACAAAGUCCAGGCUGAAAUAUAUAAAAAAAGAGAAACUCCGGAGAGGAGACCUAAUGAGAUCAUAGAUGAGCCACAGAUGUCCAAAACAACCAAUUCUGAUAAAAUGGCAUCAAAAAAAAGUAUGGAACCCAAGGAAGCCAUAGAACAGGUAAAUCGCAAGCUGGAAGUAACAGAGAGACUGAGGACUGACAGUCUGCUUAGUCUAUUAGACAAAAAUAAGAAAAUAAUGCUCGGCAUGAAGCUGGCAAAAGAACAACUUGAGAUAAAUAUGGCAGACACAAGUCAAGAGUUAAUGAGAGGUCAAAGACUUAUCUUACAACAUAGAGAACAAGUCGAGGAUAUCAAACAUAACAUGAAUGUAAUCAUUAACAAGAUUAAGCAAAAACAGACAAAAAUCCAAGCGGAUGUUCAAACACGUGAAGCCAUAGUCCCACAGAUCCAAGGCAAACUAGAAAAGAAAGAAAGAAAAUACACCUUUGAAACUGUGAAGUUAAAACUCUGCAGAAUCCUGGAGGGAAGUGAUAAACUCUGUGAUAUGCUGAAGGAAUAUGACCUUGAGGAAGAUGAUUUGAGAAAGCUUGAGUUAAAGACGGAGACUAGUUUGGUAGAAAACAUGAAAUCUGAUCCCCAAACACAUAGACAAGAUAAAGAAGUAAGCAUGAAGACAACACAAGACAUAGAGAAAAACUUGGCACAGAUACAAUCUGAAAGAGAUGAGAUGAACCAAUUAAAAACAAAAGUACAAGCAGAGAGACCAAACAUUCAAAGAGACCGGCAGGUAGUUGAAGCAGAAAUGAGUGCAAUGAAAUGUACAAGGGACGAUAUUGAAAGGGAAAAACAAGAACUUGAAUAUAAGUUAGAAAUUACAAAAAGAGAGAUAAGAGAGAUGGAAGUGCUGAAAAAUGAGAUUGAAAUAAAGAAAAGGUACUUUGUAAAAGUGAUACAAAAGAGCAAGAGAACAACAGGAGACCUCAGCAAACUGGAGGAUGAGACAGAACAUGAUAAACAAGACAUGGAGAAAAGCCAAGAGGGGACAGAGGGUCAAAGGUCAAAGUGGGUGGAGUUGAACAUGGAGCACAGAUUUGAUGAACAUGGGGCACAUUUUCAAAUGGCUGAUAAAACCAAAGAAACUCUUCAAUUAAAAGAAAAUCUACUUGAGAAAGACAGCAAAGGGACACGUAUAAACGAUCAUAAAGUGAAUAUUGACACACAGGGAGUGUUUCCUGAGGCAGGAGAAAUGGGAGAAGACACAAAGCAAGGCAGAACAGACGUUUCAGAAAAGAGUCAACUGAAAUGGAUUUGUUUUCAAGCAAAGAAAAAACAACGGGAGGUUGAGCAAUGGCUGGAGAAGACAAUGAAAGAGAAGGAUGAAUUAGAAAUCAUGAAGAUCAAGAUACAACGACAAAAGGAGGAGAUUCAACUAAAGCUGGAAGAUACAAUAACUCAAAUUCUGACGGUGAAAGAGAUUAAAGCUUGCAUAGAAAAAACUGCAGCAGAGAUGAAAAACGCACAAAUGGAGUUGCUAAAAGACCAAAGCAAGAUGAAGGAAAACAAGAAAGAAGUUGAAAAAUUAAUGGUUAAGAUGACUUCAAUUAAAGCGCAGAUCAGCAAGUGGAAGUUGACGGUUUCUUCAAUCAGAAAGCCUUCUACAAUAAAUCCCUUCACACUUCAAGAACCUCAGACAGAAACACACGGAGACUCCCUCAGAGAUCUAACUUUCAAAAUUGUAGAAGAAAGAGCGGAAGAUGCUACUACAAACGAGGCCACAACAUUAGUGAUUAAUGUACAACAAAAAGCAGAAGUCGAUAAGGAGAUGACAAAACUUAAGGAAAAAGAGGAUAUAAUAAGGAAGCAAAUAAUAUAUGCUAUGGAGAAUAUUAAGGAAGAAAAUCAAGAGAUUAAAAGAAUCAUCAUGGAAAUUAAUGACCUGCAGAGCCAGAGACCAGAGACUCCAACCUUGAUUCAAACCAGAAAUAAAGUGGAAAGAGACACUGGACUGCUGAUAGAAACAGAAAACAAAGACAUAUUGAAGGUUAAAAACGCUCAAGAAGAAAGUGAUGAGAUUGCCUUGAAAACACAAGAUGCUGAGAAGCAAAAACAAAGUCAACAGUCAAGUGAAGAUCUACAGACGAACACUGAAGAAAAGGUUGUACGUUCUUGUAAACAGAAAACAGGAAAUGAUGACAUACAAAGACUUAGAAUGGAGAUUGAUCAAACACAAGGAUUACUAAUGACACUGUUAAAUCUCAAACUUGAAAAAAAAGCAAAUGAAAGGAAAACUGACAAAGAGCAAGUAGAUGGAGAAUCUGGUGUUGAAGCAUUGCUCCAAGAUAUUAAACAAUUACAAGAUCUUUUGAAAGAGGUUAAUAAAAUAUUGAUGAAGAAUAAAAUACCUUUGAAGGAAGAAAGUGGCAAUAUUAAAAUGAUGAAAAUUGGAGCAAGAAAACAAAAAAAAGAACUGGACCAGAAGCUUGAGAAAACAUUGAGAGAAAGAGACGAGUUGGAAAUCUUUAAGAUAAAAAUUAAGAGACAAGCUGAUGCCGUUGAGAAGACGUUGAAGAAAAUAGCACAACUUAACAUCACCAUCGACAAAGUGGCUGCUAGUACUCAAAAGAAAAGUGAUGACUUAAAAAUGAAUAUGAUAGAGACUGAUGUGAAACUCAAAUAUUUAGUAGAAGUGAAGAAUAAGAUUGAGUCUACUAAACAAACACUGGAAAAUGGCCAUCUUUUAUUAUCCAAGGAAAGAGCUGACCUUAAAAAAUUCAAGACUGAAAUCAGGCAGCAAAGUUGUAGAAAUACUGCCUUGGAAACUGUUGAUACUAAGGGAGACAAAAAGAUAUGUGUCAGACCAGAAACAAAUCCAAACAAAGAAAGAGUAAUAAAACCAAUCGUAAGCAAAAACAAAGCAGAAUUGUUAGAUGAAAUCAUGAUUCUCACGUCAAAAAACAAAACACUUCAGGAGGACAAUGACUUAAAAACAAUCAGUUUGAAGCAUAAAAACUGCGAAAUUGAAGAGCUUAAAAUGGAAAGAAGUGAGCAUUUGAAACAAAAGGAAGACUUAAAAAAGAUUAAGAUGUUGAAACAACAGACUGAAAAAGAAAGGGAAAAUAUAAGAAUAGUAAGAGAACACGCCAUGGCAGAGGUAAGUGAGAUCAAAAGACAGAAAGAAAAGCUCGAUGACAGAGUGCAAAUAACUAAAAGAGAAAUAAGAGAAAUGGAGCUUCUAAAGUCAGAACUAGAAAUCAAGAAAAAAGAAAGUGAAAAGGUGUUUAGGAAAAGCAUGAGAAAAUGUAGGCAGAGUGAGAUGAUGUGGGAUGAAAUUCAAAGAAAAAAGCAAUUACUGAGGAAAGAGACCAAAAACAGAAGAAUGAAAUUAGACCAAAGAUUAAAGAAAUGCAGGAGAAAAGGGGAGGAGUUUGAUAGCUUCAGAAAAAAACAACAGAAGAAAGAGUUACCUGUUGAGAACUGGAGUAUUGACGAUAACGCUUCUAUAAUCGAAGUAUACAAAGGACCUGAAGAGAAAAGUCGGACAAACCUAAUGGCGACAAGAAUCGAGGACAAAGCUGAAACGGUAUAUCAAAGCUCAAAAAUCGCUAAUUCCUUUAUUGACCUUGAAAACAUAAGACAAAAUAUGAAUGGACAUUUGGAAAAUAUUUGGAAGGAAAUAGAGAUAAUGGAAAAAGUAACUGCUGAUUUUGGAAUACAAAGAGAAGUGCUCAAGGCAUUUGAAGCUAACAACAGGACUUUAAAACACAACAUGGAAAUAAUAAAGUCUAAAGUAGGGGCCGAUUUUGGAGAAAUAAGUGAAGAAGCAAUGGAAGAGAGGGUUGAAUUGAACCAUGUGUUGGGAAAUAUUGAAAGACAAUCACAGGAUCUUGCACUUGCUCAAGAAAAAUUAAAAAAUGAAAGAAAGGAGAUGGAAGCACUGUUGUUUGAAUAUGAAAAAAAACACAGGGAAAAUCAAAAGAUAAUCCGAAAAAACUAUUGUGUAGAGCAAAAAGUAAAACAGAUGUGGAUUGAGGUAAAAAAUGAAACAAAAGCUCUAAAAAGAACAAGUCUGAAGAGAAAGAAAGAGAUGGACCAGUGCAUGGAAAGGAUCAACAAAGAGAGGGACGAACUUGAGAUCCUGAAACAUAAAAUGGAAAGAGAAGGGCAAAAAAACAAAGAAAUUGAUAGUUGCACUGAGCUGGUGGAGGGAGAAAUGAAAAGUCUGAAUACUCAAGAGCGAGAAAAGUGUAAGGAAGUUGAGCUUGAAGGGCUACAAGAGAAACUGGAAAUGCACAAGAACAGUGUACUGUCAGAAAGAGAAGAACUGGAAAGUUUGAAGGACGGUCUCAACAAGAAGAAAGAAGAGUUUGAAACUGAUAUGACCACCAUCAGGGAAGAGAGAGAACAACUCAGUCGGAUGAAGACUAAUCUGGAGAGGCUACGAGAAAUGCUUUCCAAUGAAAAACAGGAACUAGAUGGACAAAGGGCUGUGCUGAAACAGAAAGAUGAUGAACUGAUGAAUCAAAUGAAACCAAUAGAAAUGCUGAGAGUCAAACUUCAACAGCUGAAUGAAAAGAUGUGUGUAGACCUGAAUAACCAAAUGGCCAACCUGAAUAACCAAAUGGCCAGUUUGCAGCACAAAAAUGAAGAUCUUCAAAAGCUUUACACUGAACUGGAAGGGAAGCUUGAAGGACUCACCAAACAGAAAGAAAACAUGACUGGUUACACUGAGCUGUUGGAGAGAGAAAAGCAAGCCUUGUUAACGCUUGUGUCAGACAUGAAUCUCCAGGAACAAGUCAAAGAAAACCAAUGGCAUCAGAGGUUUGAGCAGGUAAAGUCAGAAAGAGAACAAAUGGAAAACAUCAUGAACUCGAUCACCUUGAAACAAAAAGAACAAGAGCGUAAGGAAGUUGAGCUUGAAGGGCUACAAGAGAAACUGGAAAUGCACAAGAACAGUGUACUGUCAGAAAGAGAAGAACUGGAAAGUUUGAAGGACGGUCUCAACAAGAAGAAAGAAGAGUUUGAAACUGAUAUGACCACCAUCAGGGAAGAGAGAGAACAACUCAGUCGGAUGAAGACUAAUCUGGAGAGGCUACGAGAAAUGCUUUCCAAUGAAAAACAGGAACUAGAUGGACAAAGGGCUGUGCUGAAACAGAAAGAUGAUGAACUGAUGAAUCAAAUGAAACCAAUAGAAAUGCUGAGAGUCAAACUUCAACAGCUGAAUGAAAAGAUGUGUGUAGACCUGAAUAACCAAAUGGCCAGGAAGAGAGAGAACAACUCAGUCGGAUGA